GGGGGAGUGUUACGUCGUACUAGUCUAAGCCCCCAUUGAGAAGAUCUCAAAUCUCUGCAAUUUCAACUUCGGAUAAAGAAGAAGAAGAAGAAGAGAUCGUCGAAUUCGGCGACGAUUCUCCAUUCCUUCAGGGUCUUCUGGGUGCGAUUGAAGAUUGACGAUUGAAGAUAUUUUCUUCAUUUCGAACGGGUUGAGAUUUUUUAGUCUGUUCAGUUCAAGGCAUUCAAAAUUCAGCGACCAGUUUCUGGGGUUGACCUGCCCCUAAGCGGGGAGUCUAACCCUUUUUCUGUCGCGAGGAGAGUGAAUUCCUUUCAUGCUGUUGCAAUGGACGACGAUAUGGAAAGUGGUAGCUUGGGGGCAUACCAAGAAAAAAGGGCUUUUCCUAACAUGCGUAAUAAACCUUACACUCCAUUGGUUUUUCGACUUCUGUUGCUGAUAAAUACCAGAGUUCUUCUUACAAUCCUGUUCCUAUGCUUGGGAGCUGUUUUUUAUAUAGGAGCGAGUGCAUCUCCCAUAAUUGUGUUUGUAUUUACUAUUUGUAUGUUCAGCGUACUGCUGUCUAUUUAUCUUACUAAGUGGGUCCUCUCCAAAGAUGAGGGGCCUCCUGAGAUGACACAGAUAUCAGAUGCAAUACGUGAUGGUGCUGAAGGUUUCUUCAGAACCCAAUAUGGGACUAUCUCCAAGAUGGCCGUAUUGCUAGCACUUGUAAUCCUUGCUAUAUACCUGUUCCGUGAUACAACCCCUCAGCAAGAGUCCUCUGGCAUAGGGAGAACAACUACUGCAUAUAUCACUGUAGCUUCUUUCCUUCUUGGGGCUGUGUGUUCAGGAAUUGCUGGUUAUGUUGGGAUGUGGGUAUCAGUUCGUGCAAAUGUACGAGUCUCAAGUGCUGCAAGACGAUCUGCAAGAGAGGCGUUACAGAUAGCUGUUAGAGCAGGUGGCUUAUCAGCCUUGGUAGUGGUUGGUUUGGCUGUAUUUGGUGUUGCCGUCUUGUAUGCAGUGUUUUAUGUCUGGUUGGGGGUGGGUACUCCAGGAGCAAUGAAGGUUACUGAUUUGCCGCUUCUUCUUGUGGGAUAUGGAUUUGGAGCUUCAUUUGUUGCACUUUUUGCUCAGUUGGGAGGUGGAAUAUUUACAAAAGCAGCUGAUGUUGGCGCUGAUCUAGUUGGGAAAGUUGAGCAGGGUAUACCAGAAGAUGAUCCCCGUAAUCCGGCUGUCAUAGCUGAUUUGGUUGGAGAUAAUGUUGGAGAUUGUGCAGCUCGAGGUGCUGAUCUUUUUGAGAGCAUUGCUGCUGAAAUAAUUAGUGCCAUGAUUCUUGGUGGCACCAUGGCACAACGCUGCAAAAUUGAAGAUCCAUCGGGUUUUAUUUUGUUUCCUCUUGUUGUCCACUCAUUUGACCUGGUGGUUUCAUCUGUUGGAAUCUUUUCUAUUCGUGGCACACGCGAUCCUAAAGUAAUUGGUGUUGAGGAUCCCAUGACAAUUCUACAGAAAGGAUACUCUGUUACAAUAUUUCUUGCAGUUCUGGCAUUCGGACUGUCAACAAGAUGGUUGUUGUACACAGAACAAGCGCCUUCUGCAUGGUUCAAUUUUGCUCUAUGCGGUCUGGUUGGAAUAACUACAGCUUAUGCUUUCGUAUGGAUUACCAAGUACUAUACGGAUUACAAACAUGAGCCAGUACGAACUCUGGCUCUGGCUAGCUCUACAGGGCACGGGACUAACAUAAUUGCUGGAAUCAGCUUGGGUCUGGAAUCAACAGCACUUCCAGUUCUCGUCAUAAGUGUAUCUAUUGUUUCAUCAUUUUGGCUUGGUCAUACUUCAGGAUUGGUUGAUGAAUCUGGAAUUCCAACCGGUGGAUUAUUUGGUACAGCAGUAGCAACCAUGGGAAUGCUUAGCACUGCAGCUUAUGUGCUCACUAUGGAUAUGUUUGGUCCAAUUGCUGAUAAUGCAGGUGGAAUUGUAGAGAUGAGCCAACAGCCACAAAGUGUUCGGGACAUCACUGAUUUGCUUGAUGCAGUUGGCAAUACAACUAAAGCUACUACAAAAGGAUUUGCCAUUGGAUCUGCUGCGCUUGCAUCUUUCCUUCUUUUCAGUGCUUAUAUGGAUGAAGUAUCUGCAUUUGCCCGUGUUCCUUUUAACCAGGUUGACAUAGCCAUUCCAGAAGUCUUUGUUGGUGGAUUGUUGGGGUCUAUGCUUAUUUUCUUGUUCAGUGCAUGGGCAUGUUCAGCAGUGGGAAGAACAGCCCAGGAAGUUGUGAAUGAAGUUAGAAGACAAUUCAUUGAGAGGCCUGGAAUUAUGGAUUACAAAGAAAGGCCAGAUUACGGUCGUUGUGUAGCCAUUGUUGCGUCUGCAUCUCUGAAAGAGAUGAUAAAACCGGGUUUACUGGCUAUCGUUUCACCUAUAGUUGUUGGUUUUGUUUUCCGAAUAAUAGGAUAUUAUACAGGACAACCUCUAUUAGGUGCGAAAGUUGUUGCUUCUAUGUUGAUGUUUGCAACAGUUUCUGGAAUUCUGAUGGCUCUUUUCCUAAACACUGCUGGUGGUGCAUGGGAUAAUGCUAAGAAGUAUAUCGAAACAGGUGUCCUUGGUGGAAAAGGCAGUGAAUGUCAUAAAGCUGCAGUCACAGGAGAUACAGUUGGUGACCCAUUUAAGGAUACAGCUGGACCUUCAUUGCAUGUCUUGAUCAAGAUGCUUGCUACUAUAACUCUGGUCAUGGCUCCUAUUUUUCUCUGAUGACGAAAACCCAUCAACUUAACCUUUUACAUAAUAUCGAGCAUCCAUGAAUGCAGAAGAAGAAACAUGUAGGUGGUUAGAGAGAUCCUGAGAUUUUGAGAUAGAUAAUGUGAGGUUGAGAUUUUAAAGUGAGUUUGAAAUUUAGCAUGAACAUCCCUGCCUGCAUCGAAUUCUCCUUCUUCUACCCUGUGAAUUCUUCAAUCUUUUACUUGAUUUAUGGAUCAUUUUUCUUAUAAAUGGUUUACUAAACUUAUAAA
Messenger RNA from Impatiens glandulifera, 2978 nucleotides. Its product is annotated as pyrophosphate-energized membrane proton pump 2. The transcript has 15 exons. Lineage: Eukaryota; Viridiplantae; Streptophyta; Magnoliopsida; Ericales; Balsaminaceae. Gene Ontology annotation, cellular component: membrane. The record is from RefSeq and is a predicted model, not a curated record. Gene Ontology annotation, biological process: proton transmembrane transport. The coding region runs from base 325 to 2721 and encodes 798 amino acids. Gene Ontology annotation, molecular function: diphosphate hydrolysis-driven proton transmembrane transporter activity; inorganic diphosphate phosphatase activity.